CUUCAGCUUCUUCAAGAAACAAAUACAAAGGGAGAUUAACGGAUUCUUUUAAAAAAUCUAGUUUUCUCUCUUUCUUUUUUUUUUCUUUCUCUCGUUUUGGUGCACGCUUCCUUCGUUCUCAGCUUUUUCCCAAUAGCUUGGUCGUUUGACUUGAAUCUUUGAUCCUUUUUGGGAUGUUGAUGUGUUGAUUGGCGUGCAAAUUCGAGGGAAGUUGAGCUCUUUUCUGGUUCUUUAUCAAGAAUCACCAGUUGUAUAGUUUUUGCUGUUAUUUUGGUUGGGUUGUGUUCACUUCUGCUAAGAACUUACAAGGAACAAUCAUUUAAAGGGAAAAUCGUCGAGUUACAAUUUUGGUGGAAUAUGGCAGUGCUGGAGUCAAUUGCAACAAUUUCUCUUCUUGGGCAUCGUUCGUUGCAUGGUAGAAUUUCUGUUAGGGAUAUUCCCUGCAAACAAGAAUCAAGAAAUUAUCGACUCCCAGUAACAGAAUUUACUGGUAAAGGGGUUGUUCUUUCACUUCCUUUACCAAGAUUGAAAGGCUGUGGGUUAGUUAAUUCUUCGAUAGAGGCUCGGGCAAUAGAGCUGACAAAGGAGGUGCAUGCGUAUAGAGAGGAACGAAAAUCUCCAAGGAAAUGGAAGGAUGAAAUUGACGCUGGUAUAGAUCAAAAACCUGACUUGUGGCCACCAGAAAAUAGAGUUGAUAAACCCUCCUUGCAUAAUCCCUUGCUUCGUCAAGAAAGGAUGGGUUGUGGUUGGUUAGCUGCUAUAUUUGAAUGGGAAGGAGUUAUAAUUAACGAUAACCCUGAGCUUGAGAAGCAAGCCUGGUUGGCUCUCGCUGAAGAAGAAGGCAAAUCCCCUCCCCCAGCCUUUACACUCAGAAGAAUAGAAGGAAUGAAGAAUGAGCAAGCAAUUUCUGAAAUUCUGUGCUGGUCUAGAGAGCCGGCAUUAGUGAAAAGAAUGGCUGCAAGGAAGGAAGACAUUUACCAAGCUUUACAAGGUGGGGUGUAUAGAUUUUGUGCUGGUUCUAGUGAGUUUGUGGAUGUUUUGAUGAAUUACAAAAUACCAAUGGCUUUGGUCUCUACUCGACCAAGAAAAACUCUGGAGACUGCAAUAAGAACAAUUGGUAUUGAAGGGUGCUUCAGCGCCAUUGUGGCAGCAGAGGAUGUUUGCCGGGGAAAACCUGAUCCAGAGAUGUUUGUAUAUGCUGCACAGCUUUUAGAAUUUGCAGCUGAGCGCUGCAUUGUAUUUGGAAAUUCUAAUCAGACUGUUGAGGCUGCCCGUGAUGCACAGAUGAAGUGUGUGGCAGUUGCCAACAGGCAUCGUGUGUACGAGCUUGGGGCUGCAGACUUGGUGGUAAGGCGUCUAGAUGAGCUUUCAAUUGUUGAUCUAAAGAAUCUUGCCGAUAUAGAACCAGCUGAAUUUGGAUCUGGGAAGCCAAAGCCUGAGAUGGAGAUGGAGAAGGAUGAGGAAGAAGAUGGCCCGUCCGCCUCAACUGCAAUGGAUGAUAGUAUUUUCUGGUAACUCCUAAAAAUUGUACAGUUUUCAAUGUGUUUCCUAUGAUUCUUGAUGCUAAUUGUUCCAUUUAUGUGUAUAGAGCAUAGGAGCAAAAAGAGAAAGAAAAUAAAAAAAUGUGGUCCGCAUUGGACAAGAUUAACAUGGAUGUAUGGUUUGUAUCAUAUACAUGUUUACUUUUUAGAAUUUCUAAUACUUGUUUGGUGCUUUCUAGUUCCUUAUAUUUCAAUCUAACAUUUAGCUUGCAAAUUGGCCUAUUUCUCCAUGAGAAUUCAGAAUGCUAUAAAAAAGUCUAUAUGCAAUUUCUUUGCUUUUUUUUUUCCUGAAACCAAAAACAAAACAUCUCUAACAAACAAUCCGGACCAAGUGCAUGAAUAUAUAAAACAACAACAAUACACUACACCUUAUAUCUUAUACUCUAGGGUCGGCUGUAUAAAAAACCAAAUAAGGGAAUUAUGUUAAGUUAUAAUUUGAAUCUUCUUAAAUCACUCAUUUCUAUCAACAACAACAUUUUCAUCUAAUUCUUUAACCAUCAUAUCAUUUUUUGUUACUUGCAUUCAUAUCUUUUAUGGUCUACCUUUAAAAGUUUUGAUCUCUUUUAAAUCUAGAGACUCAAUUCUCCUAACAGGUGCACAGCUUGGCCUAAGUUUCAUAUAUCCAAACCAUAUUAAAUAACUCUUUAUCAUCUUUUCCUCAAUUCAGACUAUCUCUAAAUUUUCUUGAAUCUCUUCAUUUAUGAGUUUGUCUUUUUUAAUCUUAUCACACAUCCAUUUAAGCAUCCUCAUUUCCGCUAUGUUCAUUUUUUUCUCAUAUUAUUUCUUAACUGCCCAAUACUCGUUCCAUCUAGCAAUACAGGCUUUACAGUUAUUUUAUACAACUUCGUUUUAAAUUUUAAAGGCAUGUUGCGAUCACACAACACACCCAACGCAUUUCGCCACCUCACUUAUCCUACUUGAAUCUUAUACUAGACUUUCAUUUCUAUAUCAGUAUCAUUCUGAAUAAUUGAUCCCAAAUAUCAAAACUAGCUAUUUUUUGGCACAACCUCAUUAUCCAAUUUAAUCACAUUAGUAUCUGUUUCUCUAUAAUAACUAAACUUACAUUCCAUAUAUUCAGUUUUAGAUUUGUUCAAUUUAUAACCUACAAACUCCAAUGUACUUUUUCAUAAUUUUAAUUCUCAUUAAGAUCAUCAAUCGUUUCGGCAACUAAAAUUAUAUUGUCAACAAAUAACAUACAUCAUGGCAACUUAUCUUGAAUACGUGCAGUGAGCUCGUCCAUAACUAAUGCAAAAAGAAAUGAACUUAGUGUGAAGCCUUGAUGUAAUCUUGAGAUAAUAGAGAAGUUAUCUGUCAUGCCUCCAACCAUCCUCAUAUUUGUUACAGCUUCUUCAUAUAUAAUUUUUAACUGUGUUGAUGUACUUUCAAGGGAUUCUUUUUUUCAUUAAGGCCCAAUAAAACAUCUUUCGAUAAAUUUUAUAGUAUGCUUUUUU
Molecule: messenger RNA, 2992 nt
Organism: Durio zibethinus
Lineage: Eukaryota; Viridiplantae; Streptophyta; Magnoliopsida; Malvales; Malvaceae
Source: RefSeq, a predicted model, not a curated record